Messenger RNA from Magnolia sinica, 512 nucleotides. RefSeq names its product cytokinin riboside 5'-monophosphate phosphoribohydrolase LOG1-like. Bases 192 to 491 code for a protein of 99 amino acids. Gene Ontology annotation, cellular component: nucleus; cytosol. Gene Ontology annotation, molecular function: hydrolase activity, hydrolyzing N-glycosyl compounds. Gene Ontology annotation, biological process: cytokinin biosynthetic process. NCBI's taxonomy places the organism in Eukaryota, Viridiplantae, Streptophyta, Magnoliopsida, Magnoliales, Magnoliaceae. The transcript is spliced from 3 exons. The record is from RefSeq and is a predicted model, not a curated record.
UCUUUUCAUCAACCUUUAUCAUUGUUUCUGUGAUGAAGAAAACAAAAUUUUUCAUAAAUGUUGGUUGAAAGAAAGGAGCUGAGUUUGUCACUCUUUUCUUAAUGUUGAAACAGAGUUUUUCUCACUCGUUUCAUAAAGGAGGAGGACAUGUUCUAGGGUGAGAAAAGCCAACACAAUCAUAAAAGAAAGGAAUGAUUUUUGAUAUGGGUUUUGUUUUUCAUUGGAUUAAUGAACGUUUUUCGACCUUUUCUUUGAUGGCUUUUCUUUGUAGGAUCAUACCAAAGACUCUCAUGUGCAAAGAAAUUACAGGAGAAACAGAAGGAGAGGUGAAACCAGUGGCCAGCAUGCAUCAAAGGAAGGCAAAGAUGUCCCGCCAUUCCGACGCUUUCAUCACAUUACUAGGUGGGUAUGGAACCUUAGAAGAGCUCUUGGAAGUCAUCACCUGGGCUCAGCUAGGAAUCCAUAAUAAACCCGUAAGCAAUCUCUACUAACAGAAAAUCACAUACACGCAA